Messenger RNA from Paramecium pentaurelia, 258 nucleotides. The record is from the annotation of a GenBank genome assembly. Lineage: Eukaryota; Ciliophora; Oligohymenophorea; Peniculida; Parameciidae.
AUGCUUAAAUCAAUUAUUAGAGUCUCAUAUUAGAUAAGAAUAAAUUAAUGUAACGCUUUUAUAAUAAUUAAGAAUUAUAAUAAUUACUUAUAGAUUCAUCACCAAUUAAAGCAUUAUUUUGAAAUAAAUAAGAUUAGACUCAAAAAUAUUUAUGAUAAUUAAAAUAAUAAGUAGAAUAUUUAAACGACCAAAAUGAAUAUCUUAGAUUUGUUAAUUCAAUUAUAAAAGCAAACUAAAAAUUAUAACGAUCUCAUAUGA